Molecule: messenger RNA, 1430 nt
Organism: Brachypodium distachyon (stiff brome)
Lineage: Eukaryota; Viridiplantae; Streptophyta; Magnoliopsida; Poales; Poaceae
Product: ricin B-like lectin R40G3
Exons: 3
Coding region: 548-1117 (189 amino acids)
Source: RefSeq, a predicted model, not a curated record
AUCCACGGCCGCAGCCCGCAGGUACCAUGGCUUACACGUUAAGGAUCCGUUGCCGUGCUUCUGACGACCACAGUCUCGCAAUCGUUGAUGGCGAAGUGAUCCUCACAAACGCCGACCCGAACGACGACCGUCAGGCAAGAAAUGCUCUUCUCUGCUUAGUCACACGUCCGUUUCUUACUUGGCUAUGCCAUGCAUGCGUGAUUUGUUUUCUGUGUGCACGUCCGUUCUGUGCAUUCCCUUUCCCUCCCACCACCUUUGAUGUAGCUCUGGUACAAGGACGUGAGGUACGCUGAGGGCCUCAAGGAUGAGGCGGGCAGCCCAGCGUUUGCCCUCGUGAAUAAAGCGACCGGAGAUGCCCUGAAGCACUCCUUCGGCUACAACCUACCAGUAAGCCAAAUUGCUCCCCGCAUUUCCGUGAGAUCGAUUCAAUUAUGUUCCAUGAUUUUCUCUACAGGUCCGUGCCAUAAAGUUCGACCCGGGGUAUCUGGACGAGUCGGUCCUGUGGGCCGAAAGCGAGGAUCUGGCCGACGGCUUCCGGCGGAUCCGCAUGGUCAACAACACGGACUACAUCUUCGACGCGGAGAAGGCCAUCCCUCGGUACGGCGGCGUGCGUGACGGCACGCGGCUCAUCCUUUACCGCUGGAACGGCGGCAAGAACCAGCUGUGGGAGAUCGCCCCCACGGCAGAGCGCGCGCAGCACGUCCGGAUAGUUUGUCAGUGCAACCAGGACCUGAGCCUCGCUGUUCGUGACGGCACCGCCGUCCUCGCCCGCACCGACCACGAGGAGGAGACCCAGUGUUGGAUCCAGAGCUUUCGGAACACUGGACGCGUGACGGACCAGGAGGGCCACCGGCCGUUUGCGCUGGUGAACAGAGCGACCGGGGAGGCGCUCAGACGCCCUCGUGCCACCAGUCGAUUCAAGUCGUCGGCUACAGCCCGGACUCGGUCGACGUGGCGCUUCUGUGGACGCGGAGCGACGACCUUGGAGAAGGGUUCCAUUACAUCCGGAGCGUCAGCCACAUCGGUUUUGUACUGGAUGCGUCAGAGGGCGGGCCUGAAUCCGGAGGGGCGCAUGACGGCACGUCUGUCAUCUUAUUCUCGGCCCACGCUGGCGUAAAUCAGAAGUGGAAGGUGCUGCCGUUUCAUUGAUGAGUUUGUUGCUCCACUGUUUGCUUAAAUUUAGUCGUAAACUAUUGGUUUGUUUUGGCCUUGUGACCGCAUGCAUGGAUUGACAUCGAUCUGUGUGACUGUGUCUGCACUCUGCUUAUGUUAAUGUUUACCACUCGGCGUAACUCGGUGAGAUUCGGAGGAAGUUUUGCUUGAUGAUCUGCUGAAUUACCUCUGAUGAAUAAGAUAGACCAGUCUCCUUAUUUCUUGGCAGAUAUUGUACUGACAGAUUCUAUUAUAUACUAAAAGCAAUAUGAGGGAUA